GAAGAAGCAGAGGAAGUCCCCGAGUCCCCGCCGGGCACUCGGCAGCCCCGAGGGGUCCCCGCAGCUGCGGGGCUGCUCCGGGGGGGUCCCCGAGAUGUCCCCGAGAUGUCCCCGCUGUCCCCCGGUGCUGCUGGCGCUGCUGCUGGGGUUGGCUCGGAGUCAAGGGUCCCAGGAAUGCCGAGAUCAGGCUGUGAUCGCCGGGGGAUCGCUGUGCCUGGUGCCGGAGAAACCUUCGUGGGAAUGGAUGGAGAUCCACUGGAGAGUGAAAAUGGAUUCAGGAUCGCAGUACAAGAUCGUGACAGCCAGCAGGGACAGGGAUGUCCAGGACAUCAAAGGUCAUUUCCUUGGGAGAGCCAAAUUCCACUGGGGAAAUCUCUCCCUGUGCAUCUCCCCCAUUCACAAAACCGACAGCGGGGUCUAUAAGGUCGAGUUCGAGAAUUCCUCAGGGAAUGUUGAGACUUCUGGGUGCUUCCGAGUGUCCGUGUGGGACCCCAUCCCGGAGCCAUCCCUGCAAUCCCAAAUCCUGCAGCAGGAUCGGGGUUGGUGCCUCCUGUCCCUGUACCCCAUCCCGGAGCCAUCCCUGAAAUCCCAAAUCCAGCAGCGGGAUCAGGGUUGGUGCCUCCUGUCCCUGCUCUGCUCCAGCCCUGGGAACGGGAACCGGUUCCAGUGGAUCUCAGAAGAUGCUGAACCCCAAAUUUGUCACUGCAACCUGAGCAACCCCGCGGGCUGGAGAGCAGCACAGACCUCGCUCACCUGCACAGGAAUUUUGGGGAAUUUGGGGCUCUGGGCAGCGCUGGGCGUGGGGCUGAUCCUGAUCCUCGUUCUGAUUGUGAUGCUUGGGGUCUGGAGGAGGAAGAGGAGGAAGGAGAAUUCCCGGGAAGAUCCCCCCGGAGCCCCCGCGGGAUCCCUGGAGCCCCUGAGCGUCUACGCCGAGGUGGGAGCCAGGAACGCCUCCAUGCCCCGCAAGGACGACGGCACCACCAUCUACACCACGGUCACCCCCCGGACCCUGGAACAUCCCCGGAACCGGGAGCAGCCCGGCAGCGUCACCGUUUACGCCACGGUGCAGAGGCCUUCCUCCAUGAAGAGGAAGAGGUUGGAGCGAGCCUUGGUCUCCACUGCCUACCUGGAGGAUAAUGGGGAUUAUGGGAAAUUUGGUUUUCCAAAUCCCAAAUCCUGAAAUCCCAGAAUUCUCCUUGCUAUGGAAUUCAACUCCAGCGUCGACUAGGAUUCCACAUGACAGAAAAGGAAAAAUCGGAAAUUUGGGGUUUUUCUCCCCAAAAUUCAGCC
Molecule: messenger RNA, 1290 nt
Organism: Catharus ustulatus (Swainson's thrush)
Lineage: Eukaryota; Metazoa; Chordata; Aves; Passeriformes; Turdidae
Exons: 11
Coding region: 95-1180 (361 amino acids)
Biological process (GO): natural killer cell activation involved in immune response
Cellular component (GO): external side of plasma membrane
Molecular function (GO): MHC class I protein binding
Source: RefSeq, a predicted model, not a curated record